CCUACGUCUCCAGUUCCGGGAACGUUCCAUUGAUCAUCGCUCCACUUGGCGGCCGCUGGCACAAUUCCCACUGCGUUCGUCACAGAUCCCCUUGUAGACAAUUAUGUCACUGUCACCCAGCACGCAAACUGAUCUUUCAAACAAAAAAUCGCCAAGAGCACCUCAAUCUCGGCUCCAAUCACAGCCAAAUCCGGGAGCUUGCCCACCGCCGGAGCCGGAAGUGUAACGCCUAAUUUUUACUGAUGUUGCACAAGAACUGAUUGGGAGCCAUGCGCCCGCCCGAGGUUUACCACGUAUAUAGUCAUUCACAGAACCACCUGGCAGAGCGCCAGGAGAUCGGACGUGGGGUUCGGAGUGGGAUCAAGUGCAUGAUCACCGGCAAAUCGGUGGGAGCUAUUGUCGCAGCACUACAAAAAACCAGAACAUCCAAGAAAGUAUUUCAAAACUAUAUUGGUAACUUUAAUAAAUUCCUAAACAAGAAUGAAGAAGCUGUAAAACAACAAGAUAUAUACAAUAUAAACAUCUGAAUUAUAUUUAUACAUAUAUUUGAAAAAGUACUUAGCUAUUGUGAUACAUUUAAUUGUUAACUCCUGGUUUUGUUCAGUGCGGUUGUCCCUCAACUUGAACGCAUUUACAUCAAUCUCGCAGAGAAAUUCAUUCAUUUCGAAUCACCGGCCUGCAGUUCGCUCUUCAGAAUCCAAGAGGCGGCUCUCAAUGCGAUGGCCACCACCACCGAGUUGGGGUUUCCCGAGAUCGGACGGGGUAGUACUUGGAAAAAUAAUUCACAAAUAUAAUUACUAAUGGAUUAAGAAACUAUGUUAAUUUUGAUUACUUGAUUACUUUUAAUUCAUAGUUAAAAAGAAUUGAAAAUAAUGGGAACUUACCACUAGCAUCCACCACCCGCACAUUAGAUACUCCUUUUAAUCUGCAAACAAAGUGUAUUCUAAUCAACCUACAUUCGAAAUCCGGAUCGCUUUUACCUCAACUGGGAGUCCACGACGCUGCCAAGGGCGCAUGUUCCACCCGGAUGAUGGGAUCCCAAGCCAACGUGCCGCAUCAGACACUCCAGGUAGUGAUCCGAUGGACGGUUGUCGAAGAAAUCCCGCUCGAAGGGGCCGAAGUUGGAGCACUCCUGCACGCGCGGCCAAUGGAUGCGGGGAUGCAGUGCAGCAAAGGCAGUCGAGUUGACCAGCUGCAAUGGAACUCAACUAAAAAACGGCCUCAAGAACAUAUUUAAUAGCUUACCUCGACUGCACUUCGAAUGGCGGAAAUGGUGCAGUCCACGUCCACUUCGUUGCUAAGAUAGUUUGGAUCUAUCAGGGGAUUCCUUCGCAUAUGCCGAUUAAGCAGUCCCACAGAUCCACGAGAGUUUGGCUGCAGGCAGCUGGAGAUAACCACAAAUCCCUCCUGCGAGGCAUUGUAAUAGCGUGGAAAGAGCGCCCGGAAUGCUGGACCCUUGAAAUUUGAUAUGGACAUCAGAGCAGACUCGUCGAUGGCGCCGGCUCCAAAGAAGGUGAUGCCGUAGGGCGGGGAUCCCGAUCCUCCAUAGCUGGCCACAUUUCCCAGCACUCCAAAGUUUCCCAAGGGACCCGAACCAGAGCUCAGGUAGUUGAUCAAGGUCAUGGGAUUCAAGAGAGUGUUCUGGUUGAGUGUGGGUCCAGUGACUCCCAUCGAUACGAAAAGUGGAAGAUUAAAGUGGUCGUGCAGGUUGUGGCCCACCAAAGGUAAGCUAUGCUGAACGGGAAUACCCAGUUUCUUCAGGGCAGAAACGUCGCCAAUUCCAGAUGCCAUCAGGAGCUGUGGAGUUUGGUAAGCGCCAGCGCAGAGGAUUAACUCUCUUCUCACCUCGAUGCUAAAUUCUUUCUCCCUGUUCUCCUCGUCCUUAAUCCCCACGAGAAUCGAGGUGGCCUGGAGGAACGGACUAGUGGCAAGUUGAAUCCGUUUCACCAAAGCAUCGGGCAGCAGCCGCAGAUUGGAGUGAUGUAUGACCGGGUUAAGGAACUGCUGUACCACCGAAUGACGCAGGCCGUUUCUAAUAUUAUACAAUGAGCGUCUAAAGAUCCAAUCCUUGUGGGCGAACUGCGCCUGCGCUUCGUCCAAAGCUUCAGUUAGUUUGGAGUAGCGACGGGGAAUUUCGAGCAUGUCUGGGUUCUUGGGCUUGGCGGCGGACAUGAAUGAUCUCACUUGGGCCCAGCUCCAAUCGCUAAGAUUAUGGAGAUCCCGCCAGGAAUCAAAAUCCGGUCCGUGACCAUCAAAGUGCAGCAUGUAGUUCAGAUUGGCAGAUCCACCCAGUCCUUUGCCCCUCGGGAGGCACUGUCUCCGUUCUAUGAGACCCCUGGAUGAGUGUUUCUGUGGUACAGAAAGGAAGGACCAGUCAUUGAUGCCCUUCUGCUGAAAGGUGGUCAGCAGGGGAAUCCGACUCAGGAGGCCAAACUGACCACCUGCCUCGAUGAGGAGAACACUUCCAUUGCUGUUUUUGGCCAGUAGCGAGCACUCACCAAUCACAUAGUCAAAUGCAAAGUGCCGCUCCUCUGGUGCCAAGACAUUGGGUACGGAGUUCUUCAGCAGCGUGCCGGCCAGGACAACGAUGACGGAGAGGAAUCCUAUCACAAUGCCAGCCAGAACCAGGAUAUCUGCAAGGAAAAACCCUCAAGUUGCAGUUGUUUACAAUACCUCCCAGCUUACUUUGAAAUUUCAGGCCCAUGCUGUUCCCUGCGAUGACGAAAUCUAACUAGUUAGCAGGCGAGAACUGACUGCCGUGGACUUGGUCUAAUCCAAUUAAAGAAUUCAGGGGGUGAGAUUUGGUUGAGCGCCAAAUUUGAAUUGCAAUGCACAUCGGAUAGAGAUGACCUGUUGGCGAAAUAUGAGCGCUUAGUGAUGCGUCACCAAUAAUGGCACAAUUAAGAAAAAAAAUAUUGAUUUUACUUAUUUUUAAUUUUGUUUUUAACAUACUUACACGAAAACUUAAUUUGUUAAUAAAGAACCCUAACUUUUCCCACCAUCUAUUCUAGCUCGUUUCCCGCCAAAUCGCGCCAGUACGGUACUUCGACUAACAGAUUGCUAUCGAUUUGUUCUCAUCACUGGCAAGGCAACCGUUCGCCACCUAAAUUCUUUGUUUUUGCAUUCGGCUGCUCCGAAGAUCAACGGAGUCGGAUUAUUUGAUCGACUACAAGCUCUGCGAGAUAAUAUGCGGGCCUCCCUUAUCACUCGCCAGUGCAAGCCGAGGCCUGAAGCCAGAACAGCUGCUAGUCGGUCAGCAGUGGAAACAAAAGGCGAGCUGUAACAAUAGAUCCCGAUAAUCAGCAGUGGAAGAUCACUCGGCGGAGAGCCCCAAUUCAGAACAGAGGAGUCCGAACAAUGAACUAGCAUUAGUACCAGUGAAUCAGCAGAGCUUAGAAGAACCUUGCACUCCCGAGGAGCCACAGGUGUCCCACAAUGGAGGACCAGCAGGAGGAGAAUAUGCAGCAGCUGCUAAACUUGUUGCCCAAGGAUCAGCGGCAGAUCUUUGA
This is a messenger RNA of Drosophila simulans, 3509 nucleotides long. RefSeq lists its product as uncharacterized. The transcript is spliced from 2 exons. Bases 270 to 527 code for a protein of 85 amino acids. Lineage: Eukaryota; Metazoa; Arthropoda; Insecta; Diptera; Drosophilidae. The record is from RefSeq and is a predicted model, not a curated record.